ACAACAAUGCGUGCGUUUGUUUUUCGUUUUUUUUUUCGUUCAAUACAUCCAUAAAAAACGAAAUUCAUCUGGCCCCGAGGCACUAACAAUCGCGACUACGGCACGCGUGGAUGUGAAUAAAUGCGGAGAUGCAUUGCCUGAAGAGAUAAUACGGUCAACAAGCAGAUUUCUAAAAAAAGUGAAUCAGAAUUUUUCCAGCGCACAUACACACACAUGCAAAUGAGACACAUGCAUACACAGAAAGCAAACCAGUUGUUGGUGGUGUUGUAAAUAAGUGCAAGUAAAUCAGAGUCAGGCAGGCAGCGAUCGAGAAGUCCCCAUAAAGCAAAAGAAAGGGAACAAAACAAGAGAAAGAGAGAUACAGAGAACGUGCAACGAGCGACAGGGAAAAGUGGAAAAGCAGCUCCACCCCCUAUUUGGGUGCAACACACACGCUUGGCUGGGUACGCGACAGCAGAACGUCGAACGUCAGUCAGGCAUCAACGGCUACCCGGGAAUCAGAGCCCAGUCCACCUUCCUAGCAGGCAAGCAGCCCCCGUCUGUCCGCCAGUUGGAGCGGCACUCACUCUGGAAAGCAAUUUUCUGGUAGCGACGGCAACGGCAAUCAAGAGACGGCAAGCAGAAAUAAUUGUUCCGGCGAAACACCGACACCACAAUUAGCUGCCAGAAUGGAGCUGAAAGUCUGGGUUGAGGGCAUCCAGCGGAUUGUCUGUGGCGUGACGGUGAAUACGACGUGUCAGGAUGUGGUGUUUGCCUUGGCCCAUGCCACGGGCAAAGUGGGGCGCUUCACGCUGAUCGAACGAUGGCGCAAUAAUGAACGACACCUGGCACCCAAUGAGAAUCCCAUGAAGCUGCUACUCAAAUGGGGCGAGUAUGCAAAUGAUGUGCAAUUUAUAUUGCAGCGCUCGGAGAAUAAAGCUCAGCAGCAGCCAACGCAGCAGACGCAACAGCAGCAGCAGCAGCAGCAGGGAAACAAUAACAACAACAACAAUUAUGCUGUGAUGACAACGAAAAAACCGCUGGGUCCAAACAAUAGCAAUAGCAACAGCAGCGGCAAGCCAGCGCCCACCUUGCAAAAACAAAAAUCGAAUGUGGAACUCAGCUACCGGACAAAGGAAUUGAAAAAGAGUUUUGGCGGUUACGAUGCCAAGCAGUUUGAUAAUAUUGGCAUAGUCAAGGGCAUACCCCAGCAGCAGCAGCCGCAGCAGCCAGCACCACCGAAUGCCACACCUGUCGCCACGCCCUCACCAUCGCCACCGCAGGCAGCCAAGGAGCAAGUGCCACCGCCGCCGCCGCAGCAGCUGCUGCUGGAUAACAUUGCAGCAGCGCCCAUAGUGGCCAAGCAUGAGAAGUCUUUGUCGAAUCCACUAGAUAUGAGCAGCAGCAAUGUCUCCAAUCUGGCUGCAGUGGCCGCCAAUGGCUACAAUGAUUUGUACAACAACAACAGCAGCAGUCAGAAUAUUUACAGCCAGCUGAGCAAAUCGAGCAGUGAACUGCGACGCGCCAGCCCCAAUGAAAUGUACUACAGCAACAACAACAACAAUAACAAUAUAAAUAAUAACAAUAACAACUCACCGGAGCUGUAUAAACAAGCAACGCAAAUACCAACAAUAUCGGCAAAUGGAGCUCUAGUGCCGCCACCGUAUCGUGAUCCGCCGCCGCCCAGGAACAGUCCCAUGUGCCAGAAUCAGCGCAGCAAUGCGGAUACCAUAUCCAAUGCUUCCUCCUCCACGAAUCCCUUUCUCAGCAGCGACUACGAUCAGCACAGCAAUCACAAUAACAACAUUAACAAUAACAACAACAACAGCGGCAGUGUAUCCAUGGAGGAGGGUGAAACCAUGAUGUUCCAGGCCACGCAAUACAACGAUCUGUUGCAGUUGAUUAAAUUUCAGCGAGAGAAAAUCACAGCACAGCAAAUGGAAUUACAAAAGUUCGAUACGGAAAUUGUUUAUUUGGAGAGCAAAGAGCGCGAUCAUGCCCAUGAGCUGGAGGCCAUUUCGCGGGAGAUCUCCAAGGCCGAUCAGACCUUUCGGCAGGGCAGCGAACAGCUGCAGACGCUGCAAUACGUGGAGGAAGAAAACGAAUUGGUCAAGCAGCAGGAGAAGACGCUCAAGUCGGAGAUAGCACUGCUGCGCUCCAAAUUGGCCAACUGUGAGACCGAGUUGCUGCAGUGCAAGAACAAAAUGCGCCUGCUAAUGGAUGACAUAGAGCUGGAGCAGCAACAGCAGCAGCAGAACAAUCGGCAAACGGUGGAACGUGAUUUUCUCAUGGAAAUGGAGCGAAUACAGAGCGAAAUUGAUCAGGCACUGCACAACACGGACACCUCGAACAAGACGGCGGAUAACCUGAAGAAGGAGCUGCUAAUGAUCGAGCAUGCCAUUGCCGAGAAGAAGCGUCAGGUGGAGCAGCUGGUCAAUGAAAUGAAGGAGGUGAAUCUGCAGAGUCUGACGACUGUGACCACCACCGAGGAGAUCAAGCAUCUGCUCGAGGGACAAGCCAACAAACAGGGCAGCAGUCGUCGCAUCAUUGGCUCACCGCGGCAGCUGGAGACGGCAGUACCGACUAGUAAAAAUCCCCAUGGCGUUUGGGUCUAGAGCACAGCAGCACACAACGAAACAUAAAUAUUUUUCUAAGCGUGUUUAUCAGCAACAAAUGUUUUCUGGGAACAAACAAUUUGAUGGGACACAUAUCUUGAAUGCAUAAUGGAGUUGAGAGAGCACAACGCUUCCAUAAUGGAUAUCACAAUUAUACACCAUAAUAUUCUAUACAAAUUUUACAAUGAUCCAUCCGGGGCAUUGCCUUAGUUCAAUUUACUUUCCGACCACAACAAACACCUAAUGGAUCUCUCAAACUAAUGAUUACAAUUAUUGUUACAACUUUUACAACACAAAAACACACACAAAUAUCUGCGCACAAAAGUUUGAUCUAUUUUAGAUGCCACAUUCCAUUUAUUUUUUAGUUUCAUGUGCUAUACUUUUGAGUAGUUUUUUUGUUGCUAGUCUAAAAACCCAAUUCCAAUCUCCAACAAACGCCGCCAUUUGUUGUUAAUUUUACUUAAACUAGGAACCUUUAAUUGUUGCAAUAAUUCGGACAAGCCUUUUUACCAUUUAAGUAGUGCACUUAGUGAUUCGCUUACGAAUGGAUUUAUGUAUUCACAAAACACAAAUUAAAUUACACACAAAAUCGAUUGUACUGUAAGGCAUUUAGGCACAGCUUUAGCAAAAACAAACUGAGAAAAACAAUUAAUAUUUAGCAAUGCUUUGUUGAACGUUUCACUUCUAAAGUGCUUAGCCUUAGCCACCGGUUGGGGUUGCCCUGCGUGGAAUCCCACACUUAAAGCAAAUGCAAAGGCAAAUGGUGUUUAAACAUUAGUAUUUAUGGCUGCAUAUUUUUGUAGUUUUUUGUUUUUAGUUUUAGUUUUUAGUUAGCAAUAUUUAAUAGUUACACACCACAAAAAAACAUAAAACAAAAAACACCAACAGCAAUGCAAUUUAAUAAUUAAUACAUAUUACUAUUAACGUUAAAAGAAAACGAUUUAGAAUCAAUUCUAAUUGCAUUAUAACUAAAUAGCGAAUAAAAAUACAACUUUUAUUAUUUUUUA
Molecule: messenger RNA, 3601 nt
Organism: Drosophila subobscura
Lineage: Eukaryota; Metazoa; Arthropoda; Insecta; Diptera; Drosophilidae
Gene: RASSF8
Product: probable serine/threonine-protein kinase tsuA
Exons: 5
Coding region: 669-2594 (641 amino acids)
Biological process (GO): signal transduction
Source: RefSeq, a predicted model, not a curated record